UUCUGGGCAGGGCCUGUUGGCGGUGUCCGCGACCGGCCCGGGGUACGGGAGGGAAUGCUUGAAUGAUCUUCACUCGCCCCCCGUCCCCAUCCGGACUUCUCGUCUUCUGUCAGAUGCCGUCGACCGGAGAUGUCCGUCCUGGACGCGGGCGCCUUUUUCCGGCCCCACACCCCGGCCCAUGGCCCGGAGUCGGGGGCACCCAUCGCCUUCCCUCUCUCCCCCCCCCCCUUGCUCCUCUCCCAUCCCUCGCGCCCCCUCCUCCGUGCCUCACUCUCACUUCCAGGCAACCGGCAAUCGGCCCGUGACAAGCAAGAUAUGGUGCUCGUCGACGCCUUUCGUCGCUACUUUGGCGACAUGAUCAAGGAGCCCGGCUUGAAGACCUUGAUCCUGGACGAGGAGACCUCGGCCAUGACCUCCCUGGUGUUCAGCCAGACGCAGCUGCUCCAGUCGGACAUUUUCCUGAAUGAGCGCCUGUCCGACUCUGGCCUGACCACCAUCAACAUCGGCAGCAACAACCCGGUGUCCAGCUCGUCGAUGGCCUCCUUCAAGUGCAUUGUCUUCAUCCGCCCGAGCACCAACUCCAUCUCCAACCUGUGCACCGAGCUGCGCAACCCGAAGUACGGCUCGUACUACCUGCACUUCUCCAACAUCGUUUCCCAGGAGGACAUCAAUCGCCUGGCCAACGCCGACAAGUAUGGCCUGGUGCAGAAAUUCUUCGAGGUCUUCGCGGACUUCUAUCCCCUGGAGCGGAACAUGUUCUCCAGCGAUGUCAAGAAGCUGUACAUCAACGACCCGGAGUCCUGGAAUGAGCUGGCCCUGCGCCGGUCGGCCGACUCCCUCUCCUCGGUCCUGCUGUCUCUGCGUCUGCGCUGCCAGAUUCGCUUCGAUGUCACCAGCCCCAUGGCCCGGUCCUUGGCCACGCUGAUGCGCGACCGCAUCCAGCAAGAGAAGGCCCUGUUCGACUUCAACUCGCCGGCCACUCAGCUCAUCAUCCUCGAUCGCCGGUCGGAUCCCAUUACUCCGCUGCUCCACCAGUGGACCUACCAGGCCAUGGUGCACGACCUGAUCGGGAUCAACAACAACAUUCUCAAGCUCAAUGACAACAAGUCCGAGGUGACCGAUUACGUGUUCAGCGAGAUCCAGGACCCCUUCCUGCGCGAGAUCAUGUUCACCAACUACGGCGACCUGGGUGAUGUCAUCAAGCAGCAUGUGGCCAAGCUCCAGGCCAAGACCGGCAACAAUGCCCGCCUGGACAACAUCCAGGACAUGAAGCGCUUCAUGGAGCAGUUCCCGGAGUUCCGUCGGCUGUCCGGCAAUGUGGGCAUGCAUGUGUCCGUCUCGACCACCAUCAGCAACAUGACCGACAACAAUAAGCUCCUCCAGGCGUCCGAGGUGGAGCAGCUCCUCGCCACCGAGGACGAGCAGAGCUCAUAUGUCAAGAUGGUUGCCGGCCUGAUUGAGAAGAUGAGCCACUCCAUCACUGGCAUGCGCCUGACCCUGCGCUCGGUCAUCAUCUACGGCCUGCGCUAUGGCAACUCGCCACAGAGCGCGGCCAACUACAACUCCCUCAUUCAGACCUGGUUCGACUUCGCCAUCCGUCUGGGUUACCCUGAUGUGGAUCGCGUCAAGCGGCUCCUUACCCGCAUCCACGAUAUCACCGGCAUCACUCGGAGACAGAAGGCCGGCAUCACGCCUGCCCACCUGGACAUCACCAACAGCAAGAAGCGCUUCACCGGUUUCGCCGGCGAGGACAACAUGUUCACCAGCCAUCAGCCGUACUUCCUCAAGGGCCUGGACAAGGUCCUGGAGGGAAGCCCCUUCAAUGAGUGGGCCUUCAUCGAUGGCACCCCGACGCAGCUCGCCCCCGCUCGCAACGUCAUUAUCUUCUUCAUUAAUGGCGCCACUUACGAGGAGUUCCACUUUGCGGCGCAAAUCAACAAGCGCGCCUCCAUGGCCAAGCCAGACAUCCCGGGCCAACACAACUACCGCCCGGGCAAUGUGACCAACCCGGCACCCGGUACCCGGGUCAUCCUCGGUGGCACGCAUAUCACCCGUGCCUCGGAUUUCAUGGACUACCUCCUGGAACAGGUUCGCCUUUGAAUGCGACUCACCGCGCAUCCAUGGGGGACCCCCUGAUGCACCUCCUCCUCCUUCUCUCGCUUCAAUCAAAUACACAGCGGUGUUCCUUCGAAGA
Fonticula alba is the source of this 2194-nucleotide messenger RNA. RefSeq lists its product as hypothetical. The coding region runs from base 130 to 2100 and encodes 656 amino acids. Gene Ontology annotation, biological process: intracellular protein transport; vesicle-mediated transport. The record is from RefSeq and is a predicted model, not a curated record. NCBI's taxonomy places the organism in Eukaryota, Rotosphaerida, Fonticulaceae. Gene Ontology annotation, cellular component: Golgi membrane. The transcript has 8 exons.